AUGCCCCCGAAGGAGUCUGAGCAGCCCCACCGAGCUCCUUUCGUCUUCCCUCGAUCGAGGAGGGAGAGAGCGGCAGAAGCUGCUCGUCCCAUUCCUGCACAACCGGUGCGAACUGCUGCACCUUCGCAGCCCCCUGCGCAUGAAGCGACCAGGGCAGAACAGGUCGCUCAGGCACCACCAGCACGCCCAAGGCAUAAGGCCCCUACCCAAAGGUCCAAGAAGAGGAAACAGGUCCAGGCCGAAGAGUCUAAAACCGAAUCCGAGGAGGAGCCCUUGAGGUCGCGGAGGGACUUAAGGAGGUCGGGCAAGGAGCCUGCAGGUGAGGCGAUCACCUCCGACAAGGCGAAGGACAUACCAGUGCUGGACUUGCUGGGGAGCCUGUCUGAGUACCUGCAGCCGAUAGCUCUACUUGCGAUGAGGAUGUCCAUGGAGAAGACUCGGCUGGGAGCCGCGAAGGGGUCCAGUGACCUACAGGAGGAGGUCGCGAAGCUCAAGAAAAGCCUGGAGUUCGCCAAAGCUGAAAGGACAGAAGCGUUCGAUGUGGCAAACAGGGAGAAGGACCAGGAGAUCCAAGCGACCUCCGUAUGGGCCCAGCGGCUUGAACAAGAAAAGGAGGCCUCCGAACAAGAGAAACGAGCUUUUGAGGCUGAACUCCAGGAGAGUCGCGAAAGGAUCGCCUCACUGACUGAAGAGAUGCGAAAUCAGUCAGAGGAGCUGGAGGAGAAGGCCGCCGACUGGGCAAUCGGGUGCAUUUAUUCCCUCCGGUUGAGGAACCCAGAUAUGGACAUUUCUGACCUCCCAGAGGGGUGGCAAGCGACCUUGCGGAUCAUGGCCGAGGAGGACGAUCAGGCAGCCGCGGCCGCCCAACGACCCGACCAGGCAGGGGGUUCUGGUUCGAAGGAUCCCCCCGACCAGCCGUAA
Messenger RNA from Pistacia vera, 921 nucleotides. RefSeq lists its product as uncharacterized. The transcript is spliced from 3 exons. NCBI's taxonomy places the organism in Eukaryota, Viridiplantae, Streptophyta, Magnoliopsida, Sapindales, Anacardiaceae. The record is from RefSeq and is a predicted model, not a curated record. Bases 1 to 921 code for a protein of 306 amino acids.